Ostrea edulis (European flat oyster) is the source of this 2878-nucleotide messenger RNA. Its product is annotated as ubiquilin-1-like. Gene Ontology annotation, molecular function: polyubiquitin modification-dependent protein binding. Gene Ontology annotation, cellular component: cytosol. Lineage: Eukaryota; Metazoa; Mollusca; Bivalvia; Ostreida; Ostreidae. Gene Ontology annotation, biological process: ubiquitin-dependent protein catabolic process. The coding region runs from base 27 to 1724 and encodes 565 amino acids. The transcript has 15 exons. The record is from RefSeq and is a predicted model, not a curated record.
AAUAUUUCCCAUAAUUCAUCACAGUCAUGGCUGACGAAGAAAAUCACAGAAUCACUGUUACAGUUAAAACGCCGAAAGAAAAACACGAUGUGGAAAUCAGUGAAGAUGCUGGUGUGGGAGAAUUUAAAGAACAAGUGAGUAAGAAGUUUUCUGCACCAUUAGAUCAGCUUUGUUUGAUCUUUGCGGGAAAGAUCCUAAAGGAUGGAGAUACUUUAGCUCAACAUGGAAUUAAGGAUGGCCUGACUGUGCACCUGGUGAUCAAGUCCUCUAACAGGUCUCAAGAACAAGCAGCACAGAGAGCUACAGCACCCACCACUACAGAGACUACACGGACACCAAGUUCAGGAGGAGACACCCCGAACCUUUCACAGACUCCCUUUGGACUGGGGGGUUUAGGGGGCCUGGCAGGACUUGGAAAUAUGGGAAUGGGUUCCCAUAAUUUCAUGGAGAUGCAACAAAAUAUGCAGCGAGAGCUGAUGGCUAAUCCUGACCUAAUGCGGCAGAUGAUGGAGAAUCCGUUUGUACAACAGCUUAUGUCUAAUCCCGAUGUCAUGAGACAGAUGAUUACCAGCAAUCCUCAGAUGAGGGAGCUGAUGGAGAGAAACCCGGAAAUUUCACAUAUGCUUAACAACCCUGAACUAAUGAGACAGACAAUGGAACUGGCCAGGAAUCCAGCCAUGCUCCAGGAACUGAUGAGAUCACAAGAUCGUGCCAUGAGUAAUUUAGAGAGUAUACCAGGGGGCUUCAAUGCUCUCCAGAGAAUGUACAGAGACGUGCAGGAGCCCAUGAUGGAUGCUGCCUUUGGGAACCAAAAUCCAUUUUCCUCUUUAGUUGGUCAAAAUAACUCUAAUUCCACCAACACGCUACAAGGCACAGAGAACAACCAGCCUCUCCCCAACCCCUGGGCCCCCGCUACGACCCAGAGUAGUUCCUCCCCCUCCACUACAAAUACUUCUACUGCUCCCCCCACAACAACAGCUUCAACACAAGAGAUGUUUGGUAGUCGGGGAAUGCAGAGCUUAAUGCAGCAGAUGGUGCAGAACCCCCAGCUGAUCGAGAACAUGAUGCAGGCGCCUUACAUGCAGGCCAUGCUUCAGUCAAUGUCGGCUAAUCCGGAGAUGGCAAACCAGAUCAUUGGAUCAAAUCCAAUGUUUGCUGGUAAUCCCCAACUUCAGCAGCAGGUAUUACAACAGCUUCCAAACAUGAUGCAGCAGUUACAGAACCCAGAUAUGCAGGCAUUACUAGCAAACCCUCAAGCAUUAAAUGCAAUAAUGCAGAUACAACAGGGAAUGAGCACACUACAACAGACUGCUCCAGCACUGUUUCCAGGAGUAUCCCCUGGAGUGGUGCCUGGGACGGGGGCACCAGCCACUAGUACCACGACAACAACAUCAACGCCGCCAGCCACCACAGACACUGAGAGUUCCUCCACAACUACUACCCCUGUGACGACCACCACAUCGUCAAGUGGCACCACCCCCACACCUACAGCAGCGGGAUCUACUCAGCCACAGAAUCCGGAACAACUAUCCAACCUCAUGGCUCACAUGAUGCAACUCAUGGCUGGUGGGAAUCAGAAUCAGCCCCCUGAACAGAGGUAUGCUGCACAGCUAGAUCAACUGGCCACCAUGGGGUUCGUAGAUAGGGAAGCAAACAUCAGAGCACUACAAGCCACUCUGGGAGACGUGAAUGCAGCCGUAGACCGACUGUUACAACAGCGAUGACAGAGCAGUGAAAUCACACGUUAUUUUUUAAAGAACAUCAUACUGACUUGAAAGCAUCCUGUUUGAAAUGAGAAGCAAGGCUUUUUCUCUGCAUGAAUUCAUCCUUGUUAAACAUAAGUUAUGGUUACAAAUUGACUUGAAAUUGAUUUUAUUUUAAUCUCAAAAAUGAUAUGCAUUAUUUUAUUGCUUUCUUUCAUUUAAGAUGAUGAAAUUCUAAAAUGUUAUGAUCCGUUAUAGUUGCUCAUGUUAUCACAGAUUGGACGCGGUCUGUAGUCAGAAUAUUACGUACAUAUAUACACAAAUAAAGAAUGAAACUGCAGUGUGUCUGAACUGUCAGUUACUGAGAGAAGAGUCUUUUCUCAAUGUCAUUCAUCCUCUAUAUAGUCAGGUCAUGCAUUACAACUAAAAUCAUUUACUAUAAUAUUCCCACAAUUAGUGCCAUGUGCAAAACACUUGGAGAGGAGAUGAGGGGGUAAGUCGGGGGAAGGUUUCAAACCGGUGUGGUGUGGUGGACAACUGAAGAUUGUAUUUCAAUGUACUUGUAAGGAAUAUACUGGGAAUGUUUGUAGACUGGCUAUACUAUGAAUUUUCAGUUUUACAGUAUGUUGUAACCUGUCUACAAGAUUCAGUAGUCUAUCUUGCAGGAACUCUUAAAAGGACUAAUUCACGAUUUUCCCCAAAAUUUUGUUUUUCACUUUUGAUCAAAAUAGAUGUUUGAUUUGUGACUGUGCAAAAAUUACAGAAUGAACAGCACAGAGUUACAAAUAUAGAGAUAAAAUAUUGUCCUUAUGUUAAUGUUUAACAUUAAAAAUGAGAAAAAAAAUUAUAAUGUGAACUAGUCCAUUUAAUUGUCAGCAGUUCAUGAAUAAAACUAGUCAUGAAGAAAGAAAGGUUUUCACAGGUAAAUUUCCAGGUGUUAAUUUGAUCUUAGGUAUUGCAAAAAUCAGACUGUAAUUAAUACCCAGUACCUAUGUCUUUGUUUACAUUGUUGACUAUGAACUGAGUUUGUUAACAUUAAGAAUGUACAGAAGAAAAAAUAAUGGUGUGAAACCCCUUGUUUCUUGUACAUGUGUUCUGAUAUCAUACAUGCUGUGUUGCAGACUUGAUAAUUGCUGUUGUACAGUGGAUGAAUAAAAUACAUAGCUGUAACAGAA